Molecule: messenger RNA, 1134 nt
Organism: Fraxinus pennsylvanica
Lineage: Eukaryota; Viridiplantae; Streptophyta; Magnoliopsida; Lamiales; Oleaceae
Source: the annotation of a GenBank genome assembly
AUGGCAGAAGAAACUUUUAGACCCAAGAAGAGACUUCGCUGGUCCAAAGAGAGUGAAGCAAACUUGUAUUUUGCUGACAAUAGAGAGCCUGCUGAUGCUAGCAUACAAGAUCGAAGUGGUCAUCUUUACAGGUGUGAAGGUGGAAUGGGAAAGAUCAGACUGAAAGGAGCACGCUCUUAUGUACCCUUAUCAGGAAAGGAUGCAGUGUUGCCAAUGUGUAUUCAAAGUUUGACCAUGGGAUCUAAUGUUGAAGUGCUUUCUCAAGAUAGUGGCAUCAGAGGGUGCUGGUUCAGAGCUCUGAUCAUCAAGAGCCACAGAGAUAAGGUCAAAGUGAAGUAUCAAGACAUCAAGGAUGCAGAUGAUGAUGCAAAAAAUCUGGAGGAGUGGGUUUUGGCAUCUCGAUUAGCUGUGCCAGAUGAGUUAGGUAUCCGGAUUUGUGGAAGGACCAUUAUUAGACCCAUGCCAUUGUCUCAUGGGGGCAAACUUUCCAACAUAGUUAAUGUUGGAAGCAUUGUUGAUGCUUGGUGGCACGAUGGAUGGUGGGAAGGCAUUGUAGUGAAGAAAGAAUCUGAAGAUAAGCUGCAUGUUUAUUUCCCAGGGGAGAAGAAAGAGCAGAUAUUUGGUUCAGGGGACUUGAGGCAUUCUCAAGAAUGGUAUGAAAAUGGCUGGAAUUGUUUUGAGGAAAGACCAGAGGUAGUCUCAGUAUUGUCCAGUCAGAAGACAAAACAAAGCAUGGAAAAAUCCUCAGAUAAUAAUCUAGCGGCUGCAUAUAAAAAUAGAGAACCUUUAGGCUCCAUUUGUAAUAAUGUGUUGCCUAUAAAGAUUGUAGUUGGAUGUGGUGACUCUGUGGCUGGCAUUGAUAACAAGAAGCCAAUGGAAUUAAAGAUGGUUAGGGAUCUCACUAAAUAUUUUGCUGGUCAGUUGAGAUGGACGUUGAAAAGAAGACGCAGUAAGAUACCUGUUCACAAGGUACAAUGUGGUCUGAAUAGUAGUGAUUCGGGAAUCCAGGCUUUCGAUAGAUUCUUGUCUAAUUCAGCCUUGCAAGUUGAUGCGGACAACUGUAAAUAUGCCGGUGAUGCUCUCCACACUUCAUCAGUAGCGUCUUCUUUUCCAAACUUGGUCAUGUCUAGGUGA